AUGCCAAGCCCACGCACAAGACAAGGCGAAGAGUGCGGGGUGAUUUAUGCGCAACAUCAGGACCAGGAAGAUCUUGACAGCAUCGCUUCAUCCACCGUCCUCCCGUUCAACCUACCACCGACCUUUUGUGCCCAGAGUUCACCCGUGGCAGAUGUUCACGAACCAAUUGCUACCACUAAUAGUCCUCGCGCCAACCUUGCUCAAACUGUGAACGAUAACGCCCCUCCACUGGCUCCAGCGGAGCGACUCAGCUACAAGAAUCGGCCGCCAAGAGCUCUGCACCUGACGCCUUGUACAUUCGAAGAAUAUCUCACGUUAGGUUGCGAUAGCGACCAUCGUUACGAACUUGUGGACGGUCUGCUCGUGUGGUGCCCUCCGAUGGCUGAUGAAGAACAUGGUCAACUCAUCACUUUUCUCGACCGAAUCUUGGAGUACCUCCCUGCGGACUACAAGCCUCAAAUUCAGCAUAACACGCAAAGAGGUGUGCGUAUCAUUUCGAAGAGGAGCACAAAGUGUGAGUAUCAAGUUGAUUCUUCGUCUGCCUUGCCCUCACCAGACACAGAAGACUCAUCAGGUGAACAGGAGGAGGCUACCUCGCGUCUUCCCUCUUCGCCGCAUCCGGUCAUGCUUAUUGAGGUCACAAGUAACAACCGUCGCACUGAUCUAGGUAUAAAGCGAAAUGAGUAUGAACAAGAGGGAGUGAAGGAAUUUGUCGUUGUAGAUCGGCAAAAGAAUGUCAAGAAUUGGUCUCCGUGCGUAACUGUAUUCACGCUCAACAGACGAAAAAAGUAUAUCGCGAAAACAUACAAAGGUAAAGAGAAGGUAAACUGUUCGUUUUUCGACCAUUUCAAGCUAACUGCAGCUCAGAUGCUCGAUUAUAAGUUCCUGCGGAAAUUUCAUCAAGAAGAGAAGCAUAGGAAGGACACUGCUGAAUGUAGGGCGGAACAAGCUGAAUGUAGGGCGGAACAAGCUGAAUGUAAGGCGGAACAAGCUGAAUGUAGGGCGGAACAAGCUGAACGUGAGAUUGAAGAUCUGAAGCGGCAGUUAAAGUAUGCCAGACACAAGAAUGGCAAUGUCACUAAAGCAAACGUCUUAACUGAUGACGAAGGAAACGACUCGGGUGAGAGCGCCAAAAGAAAAAGAAUCACUAGCCGAAGAGCGCGGCCGCCAACAAGACUCACGAUAUCUAUGCGUAAUCUAGGCGAUUCUGGUACAGGCAGUCCGAAAUCGCCGGCGUCUCUGCCUCACAAGACGAUGAAGAGGAGGGUAGUCGAAGUUGGAUCGCCCUCGGUGAGAAAAAAGCGCAACUCACUACAGCCUCGCACUGGAAGGCGAAAUACUUGCCGACAGGCUUCUGGCAAAGAAUAACUGGCCCUCCAACGGAUCGUUAAGGUGCGGAGACUUGGGUUCCACUUCUUGUCUUGAAGCCAGACUUGCUGGUUAGAUUAUACGGUUGCAGUUUCUGCGAGGUGAACUCAGUUGACCCUUUUCUUUCGGGCACCAACCCGGAUGCUGGCAUAUCCAAGUUUCAAGGUUUCUGCAGCAACAAGCCACAUUUACGGAGAUUAUCCGGCCAUUGCUAGGAUUCCACUCCAAUAGUUUCGCUUAGACGACCCUUGUGAAAAAAUGACGUAGAUUCCCUAACCGCUAACCCCCUAAUCCCCCUCGGCAUAGAACUCCUCACCAUCGCUGCGGACGGCUCCGUCCGCGCCACGCCGCAGCUCGUGCGCACCUUCGGCGUUAACGGUACCUUACUACCCCGACGGAAGCACAGUGAUCACGCACGACAACGAUAUGCCAAGUCUGGCAUGGAACCACUUUCAAGUCCAUGAUAAUUUCGCAUUUCCUGAUUAGUCCUGCGACAGUUGUUGCCCUCCCCCCCCCCCCCCCUUCAAAAAAAAAGGAUCGCUCGGUAUCUAACCCCCGCAAUAGACGUCAAAACAACCACCAACUGACUGAGAGCCCGAGCCAUGAAGCACCGAAAAUUAAACCGGAAACAUCCAUAUGCGCAA
Chondrus crispus (carragheen) is the source of this 2012-nucleotide messenger RNA. RefSeq lists its product as hypothetical. The coding region runs from base 1 to 1368 and encodes 455 amino acids. Lineage: Eukaryota; Rhodophyta; Florideophyceae; Gigartinales; Gigartinaceae. The transcript has 2 exons. The record is from RefSeq and is a predicted model, not a curated record.